Molecule: messenger RNA, 1478 nt
Organism: Esox lucius (northern pike)
Lineage: Eukaryota; Metazoa; Chordata; Actinopteri; Esociformes; Esocidae
Product: uridine phosphorylase 1
Exons: 8
Coding region: 184-1146 (320 amino acids)
Biological process (GO): nucleotide catabolic process; uridine catabolic process
Cellular component (GO): cytosol; cytoplasm
Molecular function (GO): uridine phosphorylase activity
Source: RefSeq, a predicted model, not a curated record
UACAGUGGUUGGUUUUCUUCCUUCCACUGUGGAAAUGUUGACGUUCAUGAGUUAGUCUGAUGUUCGCAGUGAUUCAUUCAGUAGCCACAGUGCCUGCAUUCAAUAACACAUUUACAGUGCAAAUAUAUUUUUGGGAUAACAUUGAUAUCUAACGCAAGAUUAGUGAACCAUCCAGCCACAGGAAUGGAAAGGAAAAUGGCAACAGGACCUGGGUUUACUGAUAAGAAGAAUGAUACAUGCUGCGAGAGUGAAAGCACUGUGUAUGUACAUAACCCACAUUUGGAUGGAAUGAAAAAGGACAAUCUCUACCAUUUUAACCUUGGGACCUCUACUCACGACUUGCCAGCAAUGUUUGGAGAUGUCAAGUUUGUCUGUGUGGGGGGCAGUCCCUCAAGAAUGAAGUCCUUCAUAGAGUACAUUGCUGGAGAGCUGGGUCUGGAGAAUGCCAAGUCUGAGUACCCCAACAUCUGUGCUGGAUCUGAUCGCUUUGCCAUGUACAAGAUUGGCCCUGUGCUCUCUGUCAGCCAUGGCAUGGGGAUCCCCUCCAUUGCCAUCAUGUUACAUGAGCUCAUCAAGCUCCUCCACCACGCCCACUGUACUGAUGUGACUAUCAUACGCAUUGGAACAUCAGGUGGAUUAGGUCUUGAGCCAGGCACGGUGGUAGUCACCAAGCAGCCAGUAGAUGCCACCUUUCUGCCCUGGUUCAAGCAAAUCAUUCUGGGGAAGACGGUGGUGCGAAGCACAGACCUGGAUGAAGGUCUGGCCGAAGAACUGCUGCAGUAUAGCAAUGAACUGGGCCAAUUUAACACGGUCAUAGGCAACACCAUGUGCACCUUGGACUUCUAUGAAGGCCAAGCACGUCUGGAUGGAGCUUUCUGCUCCUACACAGAAAAGGAUAAACAGGAGUACCUGACUAAAGCAUACGAGUCUGGAGUUCGCAACAUCGAGAUGGAGUCCUCUGUAUUUGCUGCCAUGUGCAAACUGAGUGGCCUGAAAGCGGCUGUGGUGUGUGUGACACUACUGGACCGCCAGAAAGGUGACCAGUUGAACAGCGAAAUUCUCCAAACCUAUGAACAACGUCCUCAGAUAUUGGUCAGCCACCUCAUCAAGAAGAGGCUCCAAGCCUCAGGCUAUUACAAAAGCUAAUCUUUUGUGUUAUGGUCAUGGAGCAGAGCCUCUCUCCUUAAGUGGAAUUCAUUCAAUAUCGCCUGACUGAUUCACUGCAUAUUGCACAUUUAUCAACAUUUAUCAUUUACCAUGUAGAAUACAAUCUACAUUUAUAUUAUACUUAUAUUGUAUUUGCCAUACAUUUCUUCUGCAGCGAAGGGUUCCCGUUAAUGGACUACUUUAGAAUAAUGUGGAACUACCAAGGAGCAUAUUGCGUGUUACCAAAUUAAAGUAGUACAGCUCCGGAAUAAAUUAAGAGACCACCGCGCCUUUGUCUUUCCUUUCCAAAAAAAUUUAAAAGGAAAGUUAUG